This is a messenger RNA of Rhopilema esculentum, 7674 nucleotides long. The record is from RefSeq and is a predicted model, not a curated record. NCBI's taxonomy places the organism in Eukaryota, Metazoa, Cnidaria, Scyphozoa, Rhizostomeae, Rhizostomatidae.
AUCUUUUGAUAUAAAUAAAAAACAAUUGCCUCUUUGUAAGACAAUAAUAUAUACAUAUAGAUAUAACUAAACUUUUGUCUCACAAAAAGCAGUAGUGUUAUAAAGAAAAAUGUUAAAGAAAAACAAUGAAAAAAUACAAUUUUUAAUUUUUCCAGAACACGUUUCAUCCUUUCAAUGAGAAAUCAUCAGCCUAUUUUGUAGCCCAUAUAGAUAUAUUUAUAUUGUUAAAAAGCUGGCUAUUUUAAAGAUUGAGUAAGAGUCAUAAACUACUGAUGAAGGGUUUAUUUUGAACCAGGGUUUUAGCAAGAGAAUAAAUAGUAGGAUGCUGAUAGAUCUUUUAAAAGAUUUUGGUUUCCAUUCAUCAUUACAUAAGCUCAAAACAUGAUCAUUGUGAUUUUACCAAGAACUCCCAUGUUGUUUAUGCAUGUAAAAGCAUUUUCAAUUGCAAAUAUUAUUUGUUUAAUAUAUUACUUAGGUAUGAUGUUUCCUGAUUUUUGAAGAUCUUUGAAGUGGAUCUGUUUUUAUAACUUUUUAUCAUGGUAGGUGACCAUGUGAAAUGAAUGAUGUCAAAAUAAGUUGAUUACCAUGUACAUCCUAAUGAAAAUGUAAUGUAAAGCCCAAGGAAAUGAGUGUGCCUCUGCAAUUUUGAACUGUGUCCUGCAAUAACAAAACAGUUUUGAACUGUCAAAAUGUGUUUACAACCUUAAAACACACUCUUUUCUUGUGCAUUACAUGUGGCACAAAGUAGUUACUUGUUCCAUUGCAAUAUUCUCCCCUAAAAUGCUAGCACUAGGAUCUAAUGGACAGUUUCUUUUUUUCCCACAAAACACAAAGGUUGGCAAUUUCAAUUGAAUGUGUUCCUUAUGUAUCACACAUUGGAUUUUUUGCAUCAUAAAAGGUGGUAGAUUUUAUUCAGUUUAUUAGUUUGGUGAAUUGCUGUUAUGAUUAAUAUUGGCUGCAUGUGAAAUAAAUCAGUUUCCCGAAUUGGAAAGAACAUUAUUCACCUUAAAAACUUCCAUUUUACUAAAAGAUUGUAAUUUUUAUAUUUUGCAUGUUGACCUGAAACUGAUUCAUUUCAGCAAUUCACUAAGAUCAGCCCAUUGUGUCUGUGCAAGGCUAGACCCACUCAGGUAAUUGCCACCAACCUGCACAAGAUUUUUAUAGACUUUGAAAUGCCUUGGCAUAAAUAAUGACCUGAGAUAACUACUUCAAAAUAUUUUGGUGAUCCUUCCUUUUAUUUGUCUGUGUCCUUCUUGUGCAUAUUUUAAAGGAGCCUUUUUUAACUUGAGGUCCAUGUUAAAUGUCACUUGAAAUAUUUAAUAUUUCCAUAGAGAAGAAGCUUUUUGAUUUGCUAAAGACAAAGUUCUAGUAAGCAAAUAGUAUGUGUAUAAUUUUCUUUUUUCGGUUUUCAGAAUAUUAGUUCAUUGGAACAUAUCCAAUUCUUAAUCAGUAGCUAUAAUCGUUUCACUGCCAUUUAAUCUGUAAGGAUAAAAAUACGUAUGCAAUGAAGAAUAUGAUGCAAGAUUUUUCAGAUAUUUGAAAUUGAAUUAAGCUAAAGAAUUUUGGGCAACAAAUGUCAUUUUGUAUUAAACAAGGUUUGGUUCUAUUCUUCGUGAGAUGUUUUUAGCAAUGUUCCCAACAAUGAAAAUUUGUGCAAAAAAGGGAUAUUGUUCUAUUGAAAAGGUACCAGCAUUGUCAACAAUCAGGAAACUAAUUUUUCUCAGAUUUCUGUUAGCAGGUGUGGUCUUCAAGUAAAAAGUAGAUUCAUUAGGUAAGUCUUAAAGUUGUCAGUUGCAGACAAAGUGCAUUUUCCAGUUCUAUGGUAGAGAUGCCUUAUGGGACAGGUAAAAAUUGUCUGGUGUUGAGCAAUUCCUUUUACUGCAUAUAGUAUAGGAAAACAGCCCUCUGUUCUGUUGGUUAUCCAUUGCCAGGCAAAGAAUUGUUGUAAAAUAUUUGGAAAAUGAUUUUCCAUGAAUAGUGAAAACUUCAUCAAUUCAAAAUAUAUAAAUAACAAGCCUAAUUCAGAUAUUGUUGUGUAUGUAGUUAAAAGGGACGCAGUUGAGGGUUAUUCUUGUUCCUACAGCAAAAUGUUUCAUUGGUGUGUGUUGAUGAUUGAUGGAAAGAGAGUCGCGCAUUUCAAGGAAUGACGGGCAUGAGUCACUGAAGAUGUAGGGAGAGCAAAUAGAGAAAUAUUUACAAAUGUUUCAGGCUUUGUCUUAAGGUUAUGGUAAACAUUUUCUGGAAAGAGGCAUUUUUUUCUAUUUAUUCGCAUCCUGAAUUUUGGAGUGGAAUGAAUCCAAUACAAAAAAAUGUUUCCAUAACUUCUUUUUCAAUUUUUUUUGUUGAGGUCUAAAAAUGGCUUGGUGUGUUAAUCUGAUAAUCUUUGCUUUGCAGUUAUUGUCUCGUCUCAUUUACGAUAACUAGUUGCAAUAGGAUUGCAUGUCCAUAUAUUUAGGGUAAAAAGGCUUAUUGAUCUUUAAAGGCUCUUGUGUAACUGGCACGCUUUCCAACUAUAAUUCAAAGAACCGACCUAAUAUUGUACUGUAUGAAAAUACAAAACACAGUCAAUUUAUCAAGAUAACUCGUGCAAAGCAUGCUGAUUGCACAAGAGCCUUUAAGCCUAAACGACUUGAUCCUGUUGACACAGUGGUUUACAAGAUCAAGGUGUAUCUUCAAAGUGCAACCAGUAAAAUCCUUUUUUCUCAGGACCCACAAUUCCUCCAUAUACAGGUAUGAAAAUGCUAGUUUGUACCCAAGAAACCAAUGGAAUGGCUCAAAAAUCGUACACUGCCAGAACAAAUGUUGGGUAAGCAGUGUAUCUUGAAAUUUUUGUAUUUGCUCUGGUCCAUCUACUUUAGCCAAAUACAACUGUGGUGGAUGGAAAAAUUGUUUGCCAAUUUUGGCAGGGUAUAUUUUUAAUGGCAAAAGGAAUAUGAAAAAUCCAAGAGAAGUUUCGGUACCUUUGGAUUUGCACUUCCUGAUGAUGUAAGUCAGAUUUUGUUACCUUGGAUGCCAUGGUAAAAUGUAGCAUUUGAAAGGUAAGUCAUAUUUUUUUACCUUGGAUGCCAUGGUAAAAUGUAGCAUUUGAAAGGUACACUUUAGCAAAAAAAUUGCAGGGAAACAAUUAUUUAUACAUUGGCCAAUUUUUUUAAGGUUUGGAAUUACCACAUUGUAUUUAUUAUGAUGCAGUUUAAUCAGUUACAUUUAAUAUUUUGGCUUUUAAGGGGGGAGUAGGAGCAAAUAUUGUGUCGAAAACUACCUUAACCUGAAGGCAGAGGAGCAUGGUGAUAAUAAUAAUGAACUAGCCAUGAUGGAAUAAUAAUAAAUUAGCCAGGUUUCCAUUUUGUAUCAGUAAAGCACAGUGGGGAGUGAAGAAACUGGCUAAUGUCCAAUAGGAGGGGAUUCUUGAGCAUGACUUUUAUCUAAGGUUGGAAAGAUUAAGGAAGAUAAGUGUUGUUAUCAAUGUAGCCAUUGUCGUUGAAAAAUUUAGCAGUUGAGAUUCCAUUGACUUGAAAGAAUAGCAUUUUGCUGCAAUCAGAUGUUGUACAGGGGAGAUGUCAAGAAAAUGUGUACUUCUGGCUCAGUGUUUUUGGUAUCAUGGAACAAAUGGGAUGAGAAUCUGACAUUCCUGUUAUAUUUUUAGAGAGAGGCAGCUAAAAAUGUGUUACCUUUAGUGAUGGAUUUUCAGCAUCAUAAGAAAGUUGGCAAUUAGUUAUUUACUGUAAUUUCAAAAGUAAUUUGCUAUAUUUUAUUUAAGUAUUUGCAGCAAUGUAAACUUUAUUCCUUUAUGAUCUUGCUUACUUUUUAUCACACAACUUCAAUGAUACUUCAUUGCCUGUUCUUUGGGUCAGACCUGGAACCAUUUUCCUAAGUUUAUGUAGAUAUAUAUAUGGUAUAAAGGUUUUUUGCUUUUCUUUUCAAGUAAUUUAAUUGCUUAACUGGUAAUAUGGAAUAUUGUAGAAAUGGUAGAAUGAUAGAAAUAAAGAGGUUGUUGAUUGGAACAAAGGUUUUAAUAAUUUCUAGGGGUAUGAUUCUUCUAGUUACAGUGAAGCCUUGUGCUUGUGUUUAGCUAUUCAUUAUUAUACAUUAUAUUUUAGGGUGUGAGAUAAGCUAGGGGUUAUAAAUACUGGUUGUGGCCACAUUUACUGCUCCCAAGUAUGCUGCUACGACCCCAUAACAUUUUCAUCUUAAAUAGAACCAAAUAGCUUCAUAAAUUGACCCUUGGCUGUCUUUUGGUAAUUACACUUUUUACAAGAGGUAGUUAAUUUUUACUAAAAAAAUUUUAUUAGCAGUUUCUGGUCAUAGUAAUCUUAUUUCAACAGACUUUUUACACUUGUACAUACUGUAGAGCUUUCUGCGACCACUGAAUACAGUUUUGCAAUCAUUUCUAGUAGCACCAUUUUUUUGCUUAUAAAAUCUGCUCUCCUUUCAAUAUGAGAGAUAACUUUCACAUUUGUUUUUUCUUCUCAUGUUUUAUCUGAGGCUGGGCACUUAUGAUGUUCUUACAGUUUUUGGGAAAAUAGAGUCUGUGUUCUUAUACAGUCUGUUAUAAAGAUGGUGUCAAAUGUCUUUCCUUGUUUUUUUAAAGUCUUCACAGUAGCAAAAUCGAAAAAUUCAUUUUCUGUAGAAUAAAAUACUAAAGUUAGGUAAUUUCAUGCCUUUAGCAGGUUUUAAUACCAUAAUUGAGAGUACAUGGACAUAUUCACAAUUUCAUCCUCAGUACUUUUUUUUAGAGCGAAUUAAGUCCAAUAGAAAGUGUCAUUUUGUGUCAAGUAACUACAAUUUUUGCAGCAUUGAUUUGAGAAUCAAAGAGCACAAACUUAAAAUCUCAAGGGAAGUAAUGGAAGUGAUAAGACAAUUAAACCCAAAAUUUAGUUCGGAUUACAGUUUUCGAAGUAUGCCUGAAAUAAUUUCAAAUCUACACAAUUGCUUAUGAUUAAAAUUCUCAUUAUUGUUCAUGAUUUGAACUGGUGAAGAGUCGUCUUUUACUUUCUGUUUUUCUUUCAAAUACAAUAUCUACAUUUAACAGUUGUUCCUGAAACGUACGGGCCAAAAACGUUCCUGAAAUAUUGGCGGGAAAAUUGAACCUCGUAUUCAGUUGGUUGAAUUGGCCGAAAGGUUUCGCGGAAUUUCUCGCAUUCGUGAGAUAUAAUUUGCAAAUACUGAAACUUGAAAUGGAAAUCAUUCUUGAAUCGGAUGUUAAUUAAUUACUUUUGGGAUUGCGAUGCAAAAUGAAAUCUCAGGGAGGAAGCUCGAGGUGACUUCAACAAAGAAUAGCAAAUCUGCGGUGAAUCGCAAUCUUAAAUCAAGAUCUUGCGUGAGGCAAGUUAGGCAAAUCAUGUGUUUGCCAUACUGGAACAGAAAUGUUUUGAUUACAGAGAAAGAAAUUGUUGAUAAACAGAAGAAAAGUAUUUUCCUUGCAAGAAAAAGGUUUUUCAAUGUCGAACUGUAAGUAGAGCGCACUGCGUCACAUUAUUGAUCUAAAGUCGCCAGGGCGACGGAAAGACAGUUGGGGGAAAUUAUUAGUUAUGGGCACGGGGUUUUUAAUUAUACAUGGCCGCCAGACGCAAGUUGGAACAGGGAGGGGGCAAAAUGAAUGAAUAGGGCACAAACGUCUCUUUUCCGAAUCAUUGGCUCUUGCCAAAAAUGGUACAGCUUUCAUGGUAGCUAAGUCUUUUUGAUAAAGAAUGAUACACAGAGCACAUAGCAAGAAAUAUCUUCGAUGAAGAUUCACCGUUGGGAAAAAUUAAUGGUAUGUGCUUACCAGAAGAAAAUUUAUGACACUGGAGUAAAAUGUUUAAAACAUGAUUCUAAAUAUGAAAAUUUAUGACACUUGAAUAAGACCCAGAAACAGAUGGCUUGUCUAAACAUAAUGAUACUGAUUACACAUCUUAAACCUGUCAGCCAAAAAUUUUCAGAACCUGGAGAUUUUCGAUUUUUUCCUACGAAAAACAGAGAGAUUUGAUCCAGGGCUCCGGCGCCCCUGUUAAAUGUUUAAUCCAGUGCAAAGUUUUAGAGAAUGUUUUAAAAAUCAGUGAUUUGUGUCAUCCCGGGUUACAGAGUAUGACCCCAACACCAAUUUUAAGAAGGAUAGAGAGGAAUUCAAAUGACCCUGUCAACUUAAGCAAAUUGCAGAUAAACUUUGAAGACACAACUCAAUAAUAUUUACAACUAUUUAUCUUGUUAAGUUUUUUCUAGCUAUUCAGAAACAAUCUUAGCUUCUUACCUGCUCGCUCUAUAGCGUAAACAACGAUUUUGCUUAAAGUUACUGUUUUAAUUAAACAUCAUGCAUUUGUUUUUUUGAAUUGGAUAACCAGCCAUCUCGAAAAUCCUUUGUAAAGUGAGUAUUCAGCCCCCUGAUUUGGCCUCUAUUCACUUUGUCGACCUACCCAUUGCUUAUGAAUAAUACAGAAGAUAUAUGUUGUUUGACGCAUGUUUUUAUGCCAGACACAUUCGACUGCAAUACAGGUCAUUGCCACAAAGCUUUAGGACUGUUAGAGAUGGCAAGCAUCAAAGGUUUAGAUUCCUUUGUGUCAAACUGGCAGGGAAAGACUCACAUAACAUCUGAAGAUUUUUUGAAGACAUUCAGGAAGUAUGACGCGGAUGAGAACGGUUUCAUCGAAGGCUCUGAAGUUGACCGUUUUCUAGAAGAUUUGAUGUCAGCGAAAAAUUUACAGGCAUCUGAUAUUUCGGCCUUGCAAGAGUUUAAAGAAGAAUUGUUCUCCAGAUAUGACAAAAACAAAGAUAGAAAAAUAGAGCUAGCCGAGCUUGCCAAGAUCUUGCCCACCGAAGAUAAUUUUCUGAUGCAGUUCAGGAUUCAAUGCUCAGAGCUCACCAGUGUAGACUUCAUGCAGAUAUGGAAGCACUAUGAUUCGGACCGAAAUGGUUAUCUAGAGACGACUGAAGUUCAGGCUUUCUGUUAUGAUUUACUGAGCAAAAAGAAAGGUAGAAGGGUAAAGAGCAAAGCCCUUGAAGAAUUCAGUCAAGGAAUAAUUGAACUUUACGAUAAAAACAAGGAUGGGAAAUUAGAAAUCCGAGAAUUGCAGAAGUUAAUGCCUGUAGAGAAAAACUACCUCUCGCAAAUAUUUCAGAAACAGAAAGACCUCACAGAAGAAAACUUUAAUGUGAUUUUCGAUCAUUAUGAUCAGAACGAAGACGGAUUUAUUUCUGAACAUGAACUUUCAGCCCUGAUUAGAGAUCUCACAAUACACUCAGGAAAGACUGAUAACCCAGUUAAUGUUAAAGUGCUGCAGAGGGAUCUUAUGAAACAUAUUGACAAAAACAAAGAUGGCAAAAUUCAAAGAAACGAGCUGUCCAUCCUUUUUACCCAGAAGAAAGCGUUGAAGAUUUGGAAGUAACAACAUCGGGGGACAUUCUCCUAGAAUUUUUGAAAUUUCACAAUUGACAAGCAAUAAAGAACGGCUAAUCUAUGAAUUCUAGUUUAUCUUUUUGUACGCACCUAUAAAGUUUGUUGCGUUGAUUAAUUAUUUGAUUUCUCUCACUUGCAGUAAGAUAUUUUAAUUGUAUUUUAGUUCUUUAAAUGUUGGCUGUGCAAUCCAAACGCACCUUUUUGACGUUGAAAAUGUCCCUUUAUCGUCAAGUUUUUGCUUGUCGUUUUAGCAAGUGUAGUCUUUCGACAUGAUACUUUUUCGAUUGACGUAGAUUAUCUAAAAA